GAGUCAAGUCAAGAGUUACAAAUGGGGGGCUGGGAGGAGAAAUUUUGCUUCGUUUCGUUUUCGUUCAAUCGGCCGACGCCCGCAGUAAGCUGAAAACGAAUGCGAGCUCCGUUGAGGCUUCUUCAUCCCUCAUCAGAGAUUCAGUCGAUCGCCUGACAUGGCUCUUUAUUGGAUCAGAGGAUGUCUCUUCUCGCUGAUUCUCUGUCAGCUUCUCUGCUGCUAUUCACUUGGCGGCGCCUCCGGUUCGGGUUCCAGCCCUCCCCCGAACACCUUUACCGUUUCGAGCUUCAGCUAUCCCCAGUCUAAGCUGAGGCCUUACGACCUCCGAUACAUAAGAGUUGAUUUACCACCAUGGUUCUCUUCAGUGUCUAUAGAGCUGGAAUCAGAUGUAGACCUUGAUAUGGAAAGCUUAGGACAAGUAUCUAAUAGCAUGUUGCCUAUGGUUUGCUUCAGAGAUGGUAGCCCUCCUCUACCAGACGUCUCAAACUCUUCUUUAAAGAGUUUAGCUUUCAGUAUGCCGUCUAAUGAAUCACUUAAAAGAAUACAAGGACUUCAGAAUGCAGAGCAGUGCUAUCCUAUGCAAAGAAAUAUAACUAUGAAGUUGACUAAUGAGCAGAUAUCUCCAGGAAUUUGGUACUUUGGUCUUUUUAAUGGGCUUGGACCUGCGAGGACUCAAUCAAAGAUGAUUGUGCGAAGGGCAUCUUAUUCAUUCAGUGCGAAUGUUAGUGUGGAAGGAUGCAUGGCUUCAAUGACAUGGGGCCAGUAUUGCAAUCAGACAAUUGAUUCGCUUUCAUGUACUCAGUCUGAGACUAAUAGUAGUACAGAUUAUCCUUUGGCUCUCAAGAACCAGACUCAGAGUGUGCUCUCAUGCAAAAAUUCUUUUGAGACUUCUUGCCUGGGUAGUGAACAAAUAAAAGUCUACUAUAUCGACGUAUUGGAGAUGGCAGAAGAACUGACAUUUAUGGCAACUGACGUCAGACUCAAUCCUGCACCUUCAAAUCACACCGGGAAUUUUAGCGGGGUUAACUUAAUGUAUUUCGCUCGGCAUGGCUCCAUAGCUUCUUCAGCUCAACAUGAUUAUUCAAGUAAUAUCAGUAGUACGCCGCUGGUUAUUCAGUCGCCAAUGGUGGGUCGUUGGUAUGUCACUAUUCUACCUAGCAACUUCUCAAAACAAAGUGGACAAACUCAGGUUUCCAAUGCCACAGUGUGCUUUUCCAUAAAAUUGCAAGUGCUUGAAUGUCCUUUGGGGAAGGCUGGACCAAAUUGUCUGUGGGAAAGACAUGAGCUUCAGACCAUUCCCAGAAUAUCGGUUCCAUUUGAAUCUUACUAUUUACCACUCAGUGGAAAAGUAUCUUCCAGUUCAGCGAACUUUCUCCUCGACCCUCUUUUAAGCAACUCCUCAUCUGGUGGACUAAAUGAUACUUGGACAUAUUUUGUUUUGGAAAUUCCACGUGGUGCAGCUGGAGGAAAUAUCCAUGUCCGAGUAACAUCAGAUGCAAAGAUUAAGUUUGAGAUAUACACUAGAUUUGGUGGACUGCCAUCUCUUCGAAGCUGGGAUUAUUAUUAUGCGAACAAGACUAGUAGCAGUGAUGGCUCAACAUUUUUCAUAUCAAAUAAUUCAACUGAAGAGAAAAUUGACUUUUACAUCUUGAAUGCUAGAGAAGGCAGUUGGGUUGUUGGAAUAAGGCAACCAAAUAGCACUGCUACUGGUUCUAAAGGUGAUCCUACCAUGUCACUUUCCCUAGAGAGAUGCCCAAGAAAAUGCUCAUCUCAUGGGGAUUGCAAAACUGCUUUUGAUGCCAGUGGAUUGACAUCUUAUAGCUUCUGCUCCUGUGAUCGUAAUCAUGGAGGUUUUGACUGCAGUAUUGAAAUUGUCUCUCACCAAGGACACUUACUGCAGUCAAUCUUCCUUAUUGCAUCAAAUGCUGCAGCUAUUCUCCCUGCCUACUGGGCUCUCAGACAAAAGGCUUUUGCAGAAUGGGUGCUCUUCACAUCCAGUGGCAUUUCUAGUGGACUAUAUCAUGCCUGUGAUGUUGGCACAUGGUGUGCUUUAUCCUUUGGUGUCUUGCAGUUCAUGGACUUUUGGCUAUCUUUCAUGGCGGUCGUGAGCACUUUUGUGUACCUGACUACUAUCAGUGAAGUACAUAAGAGGGCAAUCCAUACAGCUGUUGCAAUUCUCACAGCUCUAAUGGCCUUAACUAAAGCGACCAGGUCCUCUAAUAUUAUUCUCGUGAUGGCGAUUGGGGUUAUGGGUCUUCUCAUUGGAUGGUUAAUAGAGCUGUCCACCAAGUUCAGGACAUUUUCUUUUUCUGCCGGAGUUUGGUUAAAUAUGCUUGACAGGUGGCAAGUUAUUAGGGUAUGGUUGCGUAAUCUAGUGAAGACGCUUAUGAGGCGGUUCCGCUGGGGCUUCCUGAUAGCAGGUUUUAUUGCACUCAUAAUGGCAGGAGUAAGCUGGAAACUCGAAACUAGCGAAAGCUACUGGAUUUGGCAUAGUCUUUGGCAUGUCACGAUAUACACAUCAUCUUUCUUCUUCCUAUGCUCGAAAGCAACUGUGGCAGCAGAUGGGGAUGAGGAAAGGCCACCUUAUGCGUUAACUCGGCAAGACUCAUUCUCUAGAGGCCAUUAGAAGAGGCGUGAUUGGAGUUAGCAGGAGAAUCAAGAAUCAUCAGAGUAGAUGGAUGGUUUGGUUUGCCGCAGCAGUCCUUACAUCACAUACUUAAAUUACCCAUUGUACAUAUUUCUCCCAAAGCCCAUGUCCAGGUCGUCCUAGAAGCGGGUGGGAGCAGCUGGUUCGGUUUUGCAGCCAUAGUUUUUAGGGUUUUAUUAUAAUAGCACACCGACAAAGUAGUCGAUUCUUCAGGGGGCCAAAGAAAAAAAGAAGAUAAUGGAACAGCUGAAUGAAAGUUAAAAAAGUUUGCUGUUCCCAUUGUGCACAUGCAUGUAUAGAUCGGAACUCUCCAUUUUUUGCGUUGCAAGAGGUAACUUGUAGAUUAUGCAGCAGUUUGAAACGACAAUAUCUGUAUUUGGUUUUUCCUUUUUUUCUUUUAUCAAGUGCCCCCCUUCCCCCCUCCCCAAACAAAAAAAAAAAUAAAAAAAAUAAAAAUAAAUAAAUAAAGAGGGGGGAAAAUCUGAGCUGGACUAGCUUCGUUGGCCGACAGAAACUUGGGCCGCCUAGUUUUGUCCUCUACUGUCCGUUAUUAUUAGUUUUCUUCGAUGGCAAUAUCAUGUCAUUGUCAUA
Molecule: messenger RNA, 3238 nt
Organism: Punica granatum (pomegranate)
Lineage: Eukaryota; Viridiplantae; Streptophyta; Magnoliopsida; Myrtales; Lythraceae
Source: RefSeq, a predicted model, not a curated record